Durio zibethinus is the source of this 2345-nucleotide messenger RNA. RefSeq names its product tRNA synthetase beta subunit family protein. NCBI's taxonomy places the organism in Eukaryota, Viridiplantae, Streptophyta, Magnoliopsida, Malvales, Malvaceae. Gene Ontology annotation, molecular function: ATP binding; RNA binding; magnesium ion binding. Gene Ontology annotation, biological process: phenylalanyl-tRNA aminoacylation. The record is from RefSeq and is a predicted model, not a curated record. Gene Ontology annotation, cellular component: phenylalanine-tRNA ligase complex; cytoplasm.
AGGGCGACUCAUUUUUUAUUUUUUAUUCUUUCUCCUCUUCUGCCUGCCGACUAAACCCAAAGCUAAAUAAAGAAAAUACCGAAACUGAAAUCAACUGCUGCCCUGCCGCCGCUCAUCGUUAAGUUGCUGUCAUCGCUCCUUGCUUCUGGCUGGAUUGCUGCCUUCUAUCCCUGCUUCUGCCUGCUGAGUGCUGCCUUUUCUUGCUUUCCUUCUCUAGUCUUCAUCAAUUCAUCUGCCCGUGACUAGUGCUGUAGACAUAGGCGCCAUUGUCACCAUGCCUACUGUCAGCGUUGCGAGGGAUCGUCUUUUCGCUGCCCUUGGCAGAUCUUACACUCAAGAAGAAUUUGAAGAACUGUGUUUCAAUUUUGGGAUUGAACUUGAUGAUGUGACAACGGAGAAAGCAAUAAUUUUGAAAGAGAGGCACUUGGAGGACGAUAAUUCUAGUCUUGAUGAUGAAGUCAUUUACAAGAUUGAAGUCCCUGCAAACAGGUACGAUUUGCUUUGCUUGGAAGGGCUUGCACAAGCCCUUUGCAUUUUCAAUGGGCAUGAGAAGAUACCUAGAUACACGGUUGCCAACAUUAGUAAGGAAUCAAUGCUUAAAAUGCAAGUGAAAAAAGAGACAUCAUUAAUUCGUCCCUUUGUUGUUUGUGCGGUUUUGAGAGGCAUAGCUUUUGAUGAAGCAAGAUAUAACAGCUUCAUUGAUCUCCAGGAUAAGUUGCACCAAAAUAUCUGCAGGAAAAGAACCCUAGUUGCUAUUGGGACUCAUGACUUGGAUACGCUACAAGGGCCUUUUACAUAUGAGGCGUUGCCACCUCCAGAGAUAAAUUUUGUGCCGCUGAAACAGGUGAAGCACUUCAGAGCUGAUGAGUUGAUGGAAUUUUACAAGUCAGAUUUGAAGUUGAAGAAGUUCUUGCAUAUAAUUGAGAAGUCAAAAGUGUUCCCUGUUAUUUAUGACCGCAACAGAACUGUUUUGUCUUUACCACCAAUUAUUAAUGGAGCACACUCAGCAAUCACUUUAAAGACUAAAAAUGUCUUCAUUGAAUGCACAGCAACUGAUUUAACAAAGGCCAAGAUUGUUUUAAAUACAAUGGUAACAACAUUUUCAGCAUAUUGUGAAAGGAAAUUUGAGGUGGAACCGGUUGAAGUGAUAUCAUUUGAUGGAAACUCAAGUGUUUAUCCUGAUUUAUCAGAAUAUAAUAUGGAAGUUCCUCUAUCAUAUAUUACUGGUUCCAUUGGAGUUCCACUGGAGGUAGAUGAGGUCACUAGUCUAUUGAAUCGAAUGCAAGUGCAUGCUGAACAAGCUGGAUUGGGUGGCAACAAUAUCAAUGUGUCUGUACCUCCAACCAGAAGUGAUAUUCUUCACCCAUGUGAUGUUAUGGAGGAUGUUGCAAUUGCUUAUGGCUAUAAUAAUAUUCCAAAGAGAAAGCUUUCUUCUUUGAAGCCUCUUCCAUUAAACCAGCUCAGUGAUCUUAUCAGAUAUGAGAUUGCUAUGAAUGGUUUUGCAGAGGUGUUGACAUGGAUUUUAUGUUCUAAAAAAGAGAAUUUUGAGAUGUUAAAUCGAAAGGAUGAUAAAACCACUGCAGUGGUCAUUGGAAACCCCCGUUCCUCUGAUUUUGAGGUUGUCCGCACAAGUCUCAUGCCUGGCAUGCUGAAGACUGUUGGACAUAACAAAGACCACCCCAAGCCCAUAAAGAUUUUUGAAGUGGGUGAUGUAGUACUUUUGGAUGAGAAGAAAGAUGUUGGUGCAUCUAACCGUCGCCUACUUGCUGCACUAUAUUGUGGUGCUAACUCAGGUUUUGAGCUGAUUCAUAGCCUGGUUGACAAAAUUAUGGAAGUUAUGGGGACUCCUUUUGUUCCAGUUGGUAAUAGUGCAGGAUACUAUAUAGAGCUUUCUGAUGAACCUGAAUUUCUAUCGGGCAGGCAAGCCAAAAUCAUAUACAAAGGGAGGCGUAUUGGCAUUUUUGGUAUUGUGCACCCUGAGGUGUUGAAUAAUUUUGAUAUUCCGGAUCCGUGCACUUUCUUGGAACUUGACAUCGAGAACUUUUUGUAGCGACUGUUCCAUUACGGCUGAUGUACAUCAGCACUGGUACUCACCUACUUAAUUCUUGUUUAUGUUGGAGUCACAAUGUUCGCUUCAGAUUUCAGAACUGCAUUCUUGUUUCUGUUUUAUUUAUAAAUUUAUUGUGUGAACAUUCAUCAUUAAUCAGUUGAAUUCAAGCAUUGGAUGUGAUUUAUCAUGAUCGCAUUUGAUUAAUAAGUAAUCAAAGCUUUGCGAUGAUUGCUUAAUUGAAAUUUGAUUAUAGCUUGGUAAUGGUCAAUAAUCCCCCUAAUUAUCUUUUUCACAC